AAGUGUGAAAUGGGUCGAUUGUGUUGCAAAGUGCUUAUAAUAAUAUUAUAACAUAAAAAAGUGAUUUUUGUGAAAAAUCAAAUAAAAAAUAAUAAAUAAUGAAAAUGCCGUUAUACAAUCCUGGCAUUGAGUGAAAUUUUAUUUUGUAAACACAUACUCUUUUUUGGUUUAGUUAAAAAAAAAUUAUAUUUAAUAUAAAUAUUUAGUGUGGACGUGUUUAUUCCAUUAAAAGAUACUCCAAUGCUGAAACAAUUGCAAAUGGGCCUCCGUGCAUUCUUAUUACUAGCGUCGAGAGUAUGGACAUGUCUGUGUUUUAUGUUCAAGAAACAGGUUAGAUCCAUCGUUCAACAUCAACCUGUUAAAUAUGAAAUGUUCCCAUUAUCGCCCGUAUCAAGACAUCGACUUAGUAUAGUUAAGAGAAAAGUCCUAGUCCUAGAUUUAGAUGAGACAUUAAUCCAUUCACAUCAUGAUGGUGUUGUGAGACAAACAGUAAAACCUGGCACACCACCAGACUUUGUAUUAAAAGUUACCAUUGAUCGACAUCCAGUACGAUUCUUUGUACAUAAACGGCCGCAUGUUGAUUUCUUCUUAGAUAUAGUUUCACAAUGGUAUGAAUUAGUUGUGUUCACAGCCAGCAUGGAGAUUUAUGGUGCUGCUGUUGCGGAUAAAUUAGAUGGGGGACGUGGUAUAUUAUCGAGACGAUAUUAUCGUCAACAUUGUACACCUGAUAUGGGUUCAUACACGAAAGAUCUAUCAGCGAUAUGUAAUGAUCUAACAUCCGUUUUUAUAUUAGAUAAUUCACCUGGUGCUUAUCGAUCUUAUCCAGAUAAUGCAAUACCAAUAAAAUCAUGGUUUAGUGAUCCAUUAGACACAGCAUUAUUAAAUUUAUUACCUGUAUUGGAUGCGUUACGUUUUACACAAGAUGUGCGAUCAGUUCUAAGUCGAAAUUUACAUCUUCAUCGAUUAUGGUAGCAUCAACAAUCAAUACAUAACUAAUUAAUAUUAAUUAUAAAAUCAAUCACUACACGUCAUACAAACUAAAACAGUCACAGUCACAUAAGAGUCAAGUACUGAAGCACUGAAAUACUGAAGUACUGAAGUACAUAAACAUUAAAAACAUAAACAUACAUCGUAAAUAUAUAUAUAUAUCGUAUUCUUCGUUCUCAUUUGUAAUUAUAUUUCUUAAUUACUUUCUUAAACAACAACCCUACUU
Chrysoperla carnea is the source of this 1213-nucleotide messenger RNA. RefSeq names its product CTD nuclear envelope phosphatase 1 homolog (gene Dd). NCBI's taxonomy places the organism in Eukaryota, Metazoa, Arthropoda, Insecta, Neuroptera, Chrysopidae. Gene Ontology annotation, molecular function: protein serine/threonine phosphatase activity. The transcript has 4 exons. The record is from RefSeq and is a predicted model, not a curated record. Bases 241 to 972 code for a protein of 243 amino acids.